Molecule: messenger RNA, 701 nt
Organism: Ostreococcus tauri
Lineage: Eukaryota; Viridiplantae; Chlorophyta; Mamiellophyceae; Mamiellales; Bathycoccaceae
Product: DnaJ domain
Exons: 1
Source: RefSeq, a predicted model, not a curated record
CGGAGGAGUAAGGCGACGAUACAGGUGUUGAAGAGCGACGCGGCGUUGAACGCGAGCUUCACGGGGGGGGAUUUGGACGACGCGAACGCCAAGGCGAGAGCGGCGACGCAACGGAUGUUGGACGCGGUCUCGGCGAACGUCGCCGCGAACCGGGACGGUGAGAGACGGGAAGACGCGAGCGACGACGACGACGACGACGACGACGACGACGUUUUGAAUCCGCGAGAAAAGGGGUCGGGAAAGGUGCGAACGGACGCGACGGCACCGCGCGCGAUGACGAAAAUCAUGAUCAACGGCACGCGUGAGGCGCGAGAGCUCGCAAAGGAACUCAUCGAGGAAUUGUUCGCGCGCGCCGCCGAGGCGCGGCGCCAACGCCGCGCGGACGAUCGCGAGCGUCAGCGCGAUAAGCGCGCGCGCGAACGACGGGUGUACCACCUUCGUCACGCCGCUGAUUUCGAACGCUUGGGGCUUCCAGUGGGGGCGUCCCAGGACGAGGUGAAGAGCGCGUUUCGCCGCCUCGCCGUGCGGUGGCAUCCGGACAAACACGCCGAGGGCCCGGCUCGGGUCGCCGCGACCGAAAAGUUCGCCGUGAUCCAAGCCUCGUACAACAACCUACUCGCGAUGGAAAAACAAAUCGAGCAGGGAAUGACGCUGUCGAUCGCGCACACGGCGGCGGAAUCCGCGACGGCGCGCCGGCCGCC